Molecule: messenger RNA, 2344 nt
Organism: Asterias rubens (European starfish)
Lineage: Eukaryota; Metazoa; Echinodermata; Asteroidea; Forcipulatida; Asteriidae
Product: monocarboxylate transporter 12-like
Exons: 4
Coding region: 153-1499 (448 amino acids)
Biological process (GO): transmembrane transport
Molecular function (GO): monocarboxylic acid transmembrane transporter activity
Source: RefSeq, a predicted model, not a curated record
GUCUACAAAAGGACCUUGAUCAAAGUGCAUCUACGUCCAGCACAUGCGACAAUCACCCUACGGAACCUGCUGAUGAAUCGGACUUCCGAAUAAAUUCCUACUGGAAAAGCGCCAAAGUGACAACCAAACUACAACAAGAAAAGAGAACGACAAUGGGGUGCAGUUUUCUCCAAAGUGUAUCAAGUUGGUUUGUUAAAACCUUCAAAGAUGGCGGUCUUCUUGGAUGGUUUGCUGUUCUGGGUUUAUUUUCAUCAUGGAUAGCCUGGAUAGGAUUGAUUAAGGGUCUUGCUGUGAUGUUACCAACUCUACAAGAACAAUUCAACGCUUCGACUUGGUUAGUUGGCUGGAUGAUUGCUAUUAUAGACGCCAGUAUGCAGAUUUCAGCUUUAUUUGCCUCUCCACUACGAGAGAAACUAGGAGUGCGAGUUGUGGUCAUGGUGAGUGGGUUACUCGUCGGUGGUUCGAUGAUAGCUUCGGCUUUUGCAACCAGUUUGUCUCAGAUAACGGUUCUUCUCACUCUAGCUGCCGGUCCUGCAGUUGGUUGUUCACUUGUUGUAAGUAAAGAGUUGGUUGGACGCUGCUUUAGCGAAGCAAGCACAACGGCUUUCGGCGUGGGAAUACUUGGUGGUUCCAUUGCCUUCGUCACCUGCGUGCCCUUAACGCAAUUCUUCUUGGAUAUCUACGGUUGGAGGGGAACCAUGCUGCUACUUGGUGGGAUUUUGUCUCAUCUUGCUGUCUGUGGAGCUUUGAUGAAAGAACCCGCUGUAACAAGAAUUAGGCCCAAUGACGAAUAUCAAACAGUUGCUUUAAAUGAAGACACCGGUGAUGGAGAAGCAACAUCAAACAGCCGUUGUUGCUCUUGUUUUAACAGUGUUCACUCAUUCAUCAGCCAGACUUUCAAGCUUGGUUUAUUCUCCUUACCAUCAUUUUGGCUAAUAAUCUUCAUGUGCAACAUUUGGAUGAUGAUGAACACAGCUUGGGUCAUAUAUUUUGUUGUAUACACAACCGAAUCCAAGGGGUUUUCACUUGGAGACGCUUCCAACUGUGUCGUCAGUUAUGGAAUUGGGAGAAUACUUAGCAGUAUAACUGUUGGGCCAUUGGUCAAAAACUUCAAAGUACGUCUAAGCAACUCUGCGUGGUUAGGACUUGGACUAUUUUUGUCAUCUUUGUAUUAUCUCAUAGAUCCCUGGCUGAUGUCUUUUUGGCCGGUGCUUGUGGCAGCUUUCAUCUAUGGGUUUUUCAAAGUGAUGAUACACAUACAAUUUGACCUCGUCGUUAUAGAGUCAUUUGGUGCUGAUCGAAUGGGGUUAUUUUUGGGUUGGAAUGGACUUUUCACUGGAGUGACCGGGCUCUUCACAUUGUAUUUCCCAGGUCUAAUCUACGACCACUUUGGUAGUUAUACCUUAGCCCUAAUUCUGAUGGGAGGCGUCCAACUGCUAACCGUGGUGGCUCUAUUUGUUCUAGUUUGGCUGCGAAGACGUAGUCCAGCCAGCCUCUGAGGGGACGUCCGAAAAUGUAUCCGUGCCAAUCCCGGAGCUCACUGUCGCGGUGUUCACUGUCUCACCAUGGUCGCGCUGUUCAAACAUUAUUUAAACAAGUACUUAAACGAUAGCUAUUGAUCCUCGCUUGUAUAUUUAGUUAUUUCCUAGUGUGACCCUCUCUAACACUUAAAAGAGUCGUAUAAGGAUAGAGGCUAACGGCAAGUUGUUUUCUUUACACUCGGUGCACCUUUUUAUUUCCUGAAACAGACAAAGACAAAAUACAUGUUGUCAGGUCUUCGCUGGAAUCAUUAUCUUAAUUAACUUAUCAAACAAAUAAUCACAGAACAGUAUUUAUGUACAAACAGUAUUAAAUGAAAUCGUAAACGGCUUUAAGUAAACAGGUAUGUCUCAAGAUCAUGACAUGUGAUUUUCACAUCACAUGCGCCAUCUUGAUUAUUGAUGGAAAACAACAACUUAAAUGCAAAUAAAACUUGGCCGAUGCUCAAAUAAACUACAAGGGUAUAGUUCAACAAAUAAAUAAUAAACUUGUAUUCAUUUGACGACACCACAAUUACUUAUAUUGGUAUAACAUAAUAUCCUUUUAGACUCAUGAAAUGUAUUCAGAGUUCAGAGUUGUGGUUAACACAAUUGUAUUAAAGAAAAAUGUAUUAUGACAUUAUUACCAUAAUUUAUUAAAUUAUAUACGUUUUUUGUUGUUAUAAAGUUUAUAUAAAUGUUUUUGUUUUUCUUUUAGAUUUGCAUCAUACAAAGCAGUUAGAAAAAAUCCAGAACAAAAUUUCACUAAAUUUAUGAAAAUAAAACUGUACUUCACUGCUCUUGUCACAUGGAAUUCUGCCCCCCCC